This is a messenger RNA of Penaeus indicus, 4144 nucleotides long. Its product is annotated as beta-3 adrenergic receptor-like. Gene Ontology annotation, biological process: G protein-coupled receptor signaling pathway. The coding region runs from base 826 to 2250 and encodes 474 amino acids. NCBI's taxonomy places the organism in Eukaryota, Metazoa, Arthropoda, Malacostraca, Decapoda, Penaeidae. The transcript is spliced from 6 exons. The record is from RefSeq and is a predicted model, not a curated record. Gene Ontology annotation, molecular function: G protein-coupled receptor activity. Gene Ontology annotation, cellular component: membrane.
GCCGAGCAGAACACACGCCCUGGGAGAACCUCAGAGGCACUCACGCACUGCUCCUUCCGCCGCGAACGCUCUCAGCACCGCGCGCUGCCGCAGCUGUGUGUAUCGAGACCAAGUCGAGUACUGGCACUGUUCCCAGUAUUCAGCUCGACCUAAAUGUGUAGACAACGUCGACCUCCUUCCAAGUGUUUGACUUUUGUGGCAUUGCUUCGUUACGAAAACUGAUUCAGCAAGUGUGAUCAAGCGCGUUUCGGGCACGUGAACUUGUCCGUCCAAAAGUGUCUUAAUACUGAUAUUGUCGAAGGUGAACGAACAGUUAGCCAGGCGAGUGUGCGGGGCGGAGACUGAUGUUACUCGAGCGUGGAGUCACACAUUUAUCUAGGUGUCAAGACUCGACCGCUUCGAGAACCACUGUCAUGUUCCCUCCGCUCGCAGCUAAGUGGGAUUAACGCCAUAGUCAGUGAAAGUGCGAGAUCGGCCGUGCACAAGCUCUGCAUACCAACGGAAACUCCCUCGCGGGUGACUGAAGGUUGAGGCGACGCUGAGAGAAGGAACAGAAGCAUACCCCGUCGCCCUUACCUACCCACAUACAAACACACAUACUUACAUACCUACACACACAUACGACACAAUGACAAAAACAAGCACCUUAUCAUAAGAGGACAGGGGCUGAAGAAGAAGAAGAAAAAAAGUUGUUCCCAGAAGCAACGCCAUCCAGUUGUAAACACACCCCAUCGCCGCCGAAGGUGUCACCCAGAGGCUUAAGAACACAGUCAACGGACGCCGCGCUUGGCCAAACGAGUCGUGGGUCGUCGGCAGGUUGGAAAUAUGGACGCAAAAACGGGUGAAGGCGUGGUGAUGGUGUCGCUGGGCGUGGAGGGCGUGGCGGCUUGGGCAGUCAGCAUCGCCGUGACGGUCGUCCUCGUCGUGGUGUUCCUCGUCUCCACCGUCUUCAACACCGUCGUCCUCGUCAUCUUCUUCAGGAGGCCUUCCCUCAGGAGCGUGUCGAACAGAUUCAUCAUGAGCCUGACGGUGUGCAACCUGCUGGCGUCGUGGCUCCUCCUGCCCUUGGUGGUGGCCGACACCUUUCACGUCGGUUGGGAGUCGGUGGCUCUGUGCCGCGCCAUGGACGCCGUGUCGGAGCUGGUGGCGUCGGCGUCCGUGUUCGCCACGCUCCUUAUCGCCGUCGACAGGUUCUGCGCCAUCACGGACCCGCUCCACUACCACAUGCUGGUCACGCGGCCCAAGAGCGUCGCCAUGAUCGCCGGCGGGUGGGUCCUCGCCGCGCUCAUCGCCGUCGCCGCGGGUUUCGGCGAGCUCUCCGGAAGGGCGUGGAAUGUUUGCGGAUCGAUGCCUCCCAAAGAAGACAUCUGGACCUUCCGCUCCUACUUCGUCCUGAUCAACAUGGUGGUAUCCUUCGUAGGGCCGAUGCACCUCCUGAUCUGGAUCUACGUCAGGAUCUACCACGCGGCGCACAAGAACAGCGAGAGGGCGCGCAGGAACUCCCUCUGCGGCGCCACCCUCGAUGCCGUCGGCCCUCCGAGAGCUCCCUCGAGGACUCCUUCGACGCGCUCUACCUCCUCCCAGAUCGUCACGACUCUCCGUCACCGCAUCAGCAACGCGUCGCUCUUCUUGCACAAGGAAGAGUCCCGCGCCGCCAAGAUCUCGGUGGUUGUGAUUGUGCUUUUCUUCGUGUGUUGGAUGCCCUACUACGCGUCCGCCAUCUUGCACACGCCGCUUGUGCAGCCCCUGUGGGUGCCGAACGUGGUGCAUAAUGUGGCCAUGAUCCUCGUGCUGAGCAACUCCGCAAUCUCGCCCUACGUGUACCUGUACCGCUCCAGGAGGAUCCAGCGCGAGGUUCGGCGCCUCCUGGGACUGCCCCUCAGCGCCGGCAAGUCCCCCGGAGGCUCCAGUCGGCGCGGACGCCCUCUGCUGCACCUCCAGCUCGAGAUGAUUCCCCCGUCGCCCACCGUGCCCGACGGCUACUUCGACCGAGCCCUCGACCCCUACGUCCUCCCCUGCAAGGACCAGCGGGCAGCUCCUCAGUCUCCGCUCCAGGCGAUACUGAACAAGUUUUUUCGUGCGGUCGGUUUCGCUUGGGAGCCAUGGCGAGACUCCAUUACCUCCAACUCGUCUGCUUCUACAGCCACUUCCAAUUCGAGCUCCACCACUGCCUCGGGUUCUACCGAAUGCUCCUCUGCCGAGAGUGAGAGCAUGCUGCCCAAAGUGGUGGCGGCGAAGUCGGACUCCUGACGCAAUGGGCCUCGCCCCAGCCCAGGUUGGCGGAGACCCAGCCCCCACCACCUCCUUGAGCGCGACGCCAAGUAUAGAAAGUAUAAGUUCCGCGCCAAACCGCCCACCGGCCGACCCAGAGAGCCUCCAGGCUCAGGAGGAGACCUGCCUUCAACAGACGCCACCAACACCAUAACCUGCAGCACCGUUAACGCCGCACAAGACCUCGCCUCCGUUCCAGAGUGUGUUUCCUCCCCGCCAGCAGCCAACCCCGCAACGGAAAGCCUGGCGAGAAUCACAGAGAACGCGUCCGACAGAAGUCCUCUCCCAGAAGACGCCAAACAAAGCAAGACGCCGGCAAGUGAUUCACUGGCCUAGACAUCAAACUGACAGGGAACCCCUUGUAACGAGGGCUCUUCUCGUAGGUUGGUCUCCCUCUCCUUGCGACCAAAGCUGGCGUCAAACUCCCUGGGGAACUCCUUGGUGCUGCAACGAAGGUCCUCCUCGUUGGUUGGUCUUCCUCACUCUUGAGACCAAAGUUGAGGCUGUUCCUGUUGAAGGGACGCCUCUUCAACUCCUUUUCAGAGGCAUGAAUCCGUGACCUGACUCAGUGUGCCCACUACGUAGGAUUAGUUGAAGAUACCGAGUCAUUUAGUUUUAGUGUUAAUUUUAUUCAUAUCCUCAUGAAAUGCGACCUAUACGCUAGACGUUGUAAAUGUUCUCUCUUUUGAACUUUGCUGCAUAAAGUUCAUAAUGCUGUGUAUAUAUUUAUGUGUGUAGAUAUAUGUAUGCUUGUAUAUGUAUGUGAAUAUAUAUAUAUAUAUAUAUAUAUAUAUAUAUAUAUAUAUAUAUAUAUAUAUAUAUAUAUAUAUAUAUAUAAUUAUGUAUGUAUGUAUGUAAGCCAGGGUGUUACCAGGGGCAUGAACGGGGGUAUUACCCUUGGACGUGGCAUCGUUAAUGCUCAACCUUUGUGAUUAUUAAGUUAUGACAUUAUUUAUGUAUCCAUGUCAUGGUGCGACGACCGGACUGGCAAUUUUACUACUACUGCUGCUCCAAGGUCGUAGUGGUGUAGGAAUCAUGGACGCCUUCCCGUAAAGUCGCACCUGUUGACGUACGAAGAGGCAGCUUUUGGGAGUCGCUUAGACACUGAAGCUGUUUAACAUCUUCGAUAUAAAUCCGGGUCGUCCACCAGACAAGUCAUUUCCAAUGUUCUCUCAGUAGUUCACAAAGUAUUGUUUAUAUAUCCUCGCUACAAAGUCAACUAAUUGUAUAUAAAUUUCUAUAUUUCAUGUUCUCAUAUUUUAUGACUCUGACCUAAUUAUGUAUAGUCGAUAAAAAAAAACAACAACGGGAUGUGAGGCUAAAUUACAGUCCAGUUUAAGAAAAAAAAAAGUAAAUCAGUCAAACGGAGGCGCUCUUUGCCAGCACCUCAAGAUUUGCUUCACUGUUGCAUCAAAUUACGUAAUUUUGUUUAACAUCCCGGACAUCUCACUGCCUCUAAAAUGCGGAGCUCUGCUGCUCUGAGUCGUUCAGUCAUUACAAACAUGUCAGUAAUGCAAACUAUGUUACCUGUUUUUUUGUUUUUUUUGAGCUGUCAAGGGAAAGAAAAGGGUCUGAUUGGAUGAACGUGAGAGAAUGAAAGAUAAUGAGAGAGAAUGAGUACAAAACAGGAGAAAUAAAAAAUACAAAGCGAUAGAGAAUGAAUGAAAGAGAAUAUGAGAGAAGGGAUAAAAAAAAAUAAAUAAAUCGAUCAUUACUCUGACGGAUCGCCCCUUCUGUGAAAAAAGUGAAGCAUGAAAGCCGUGUGUUUCUGGUCCCGAACUUCCCUGUGGCGGAGUGAUGGUCGCGUCUCCCGCCUGAUCUCGGUGUAAACUGAACCCAAAGUUUCUUAUUUGUUCAAUAAAGUGCUUUACAU